Messenger RNA from Chlamydomonas reinhardtii, 2937 nucleotides. RefSeq lists its product as uncharacterized. Gene Ontology annotation, cellular component: THO complex part of transcription export complex. The transcript is spliced from 15 exons. Lineage: Eukaryota; Viridiplantae; Chlorophyta; Chlorophyceae; Chlamydomonadales; Chlamydomonadaceae. The record is from RefSeq and is a predicted model, not a curated record. Gene Ontology annotation, biological process: regulation of DNA-templated transcription elongation; mRNA export from nucleus. Bases 87 to 2465 code for a protein of 792 amino acids.
UACAUACUAGACGCCUUGCCGACUUUGACGAAUGUCUUCUUUGCGUGCUUGACUUUGACUUCAAUAGGCACAGCACCGCGCAAACAAUGGUCAAAUCACCAUUAGAAUUCAGUGUAGAGAAGGCCCGUAUCGAGGAUACGAUAUUGGUGGCUAUCAACACCGCCCUACCAGCACCUGAAGCAGCUCGCAAGGCCUUGGCGGGAGCGUUUCCGGCGGCAUCCUUCAACUUCAAGGAGGAUGGCUCGCUCAGCUUGCAGGGCCUGGACGCGAGCAUGCGCCAGGGCCUCGAGGAUGCUCUGUUUGAGCUAAAUAUGUCACUGGCCAACCAGGCAGUGGCCCAGGGCAUGCCGCUGAUGCAGUACCUGCACCCCGACGCCACGCACGACGGCAUCCGGACACUACCCAGGUUUCUGCAGGUGUGCCUGGAGCUGGCGCGGCCGCUGCUGUCGGAGCCGCUGCGGGAGUCGGAGCGCGCGGGGCCGGGCCGGCGGCGGCUGCUGGACUACGAGGGCUGGGCCCGGCUGUUUGAGGCCCUGAUGGAGGUGGGCACCAUCGCCGACUGCACCGAGCUCUUCUGCCUUAUGGAGGGCAGCAGCAGCAGCGGUGCAGCCGCCGCGGCAGCUGCCGGCGCCAACGCCCCUGCCUCUUCCAAGGCAGCCGCGGCAGCGGCUGCCAAGCGGGCUACUGGCGCGGGUGCGGGUGCGGGUGCUGCCGGCGGCGGGCUGGGCUGGGCGGGUGUGUUCUGCAGCGAGGACUUCCGGCGGGAGCAGGGCGCCAAGCUGGCACUGCUGCGCAUGAGCAACAUGCUGUUCAGGCGCCUGUCCAAGGCCUACGACGUGCGGCUGUGCGGGCGGCUGCUCAUAUUCAUCAGCCGCUGCUACGAGCUCAACGACAAGAGCGGGCUGAACGUGCUGGGCGCGCUCAACAGCGGCCUAGCCCUCCCCGUGGACGAGGUGGCCGCGGGCGCCACGGACUCCAUCGGCGAGCUGGUGGACCGGCGGCUGUACGGCGGCUUCUGGGGGCUGCAGGCCGUGUUCCAGGCUCCCAACCAGGUCCUGACUCCGGCUGUGUACGGCAAGGUCCUGGCGGACAUGGGCGCCGUACUGGACGAGCUGGCGGGCAUCAAGGGGGCGGUGGCGGCGGCGGGGCCCUGGGCGGCGGCGCGGCAGGCGCGCGCGGCCGCCGGCGACGCGCACACUCACAUGGACGUUGACGGCGAUGGUGGCGGCGGCGGCGGUGAGGAGCGGGAGGACGCGGCAGGCGGCGGCGGCGCGGGUGCCCGCUACCUGACCAGCAGCAAGCUGUUUGGCCUGCAGCUGCGCGACUGCACCUUCAGGCGCAACUUCCUGCUGCAGUGCCUGGCGCUGCUGCAGUACAUCGAGCAGCCCAACAAGGCCGACAAGAGCGGGCUGCCGGGGGGCGGGCGGCCCGAGGGGCUGGAAGCCAUGAGGAGCCGGCUGUACUCGGCGCUGGCUGAGACCAAGGACCACGGCCCCGAGUUCGCGGAGGCGGUGCGGGCGGUGCUGGCCCACGAGGCCCACUGGGUGGCCUGGAAGCACGGCACACAGCCGCCCGGAGGACUGGGCACAGCGGCGGGCGGGGCGCCGCCGGCGGCGGGCGCCGCGGCGGGAGCCUCCAGUGGCGGAGCGGCAGCGGCGGCGGCGGCGGCGGGAGGUGGGGCGCCAGCGGCGGGCGCUGCCGCGGCGGCUGCUGCUGCUGCGAGUGAGCUGUGUCGGGACUUCACGCGGCCGCCGGCGCCGCCCACGCGGGAGAUCGUGUCGUCCUCACACGCACAGGAGGCGGGCGCGGCGGGCGGCGGGCGCCGUCGCAAGGGCGGCCGCGCCGCCGCUGCCGCCGCCGCUGCCGCCGCGGGCGGCCUGGCGGGUCGCUACGCGGUGUCGCGCGGCGUGACGGGCCUGCCCGACCCCAUGGCCGGGCUGCGGGUGGGCGAGCGGCGCACGCGGGCUCGCAACCUGCUGGGCGAGGAGGAGCUGGUGCCGCUGCUGCCCACACCGCAGGAGCUGCUGGCCCCCGUGGUGGAGGACCUGGACCCCGACAACGACGUGGAGCCCCCCUACCGGAGGUGCAGGGAGCAGGUGUUUGCGUGGAAGCGGCUCCGCUGCGUGGCGCGCAACUACCUCGACUUCUACAAGAAGGGUGAUGACCUGGAGGAAAUGGUGCUGGAGCUCAACCCUGACAUGAAGGGCCGCAUCGCCGAGCAGAAGGCAGCGAGGGAGGCAGAGCUGGCGGCGGCGGCCGCGGCGGAGGCCGAGGAGGCGGCGGCGGCUGCAGCAGCGGCGGCGGCGGCGGCGGGAGAUGCUGAGAUGGGCGAGGCGGGGGCGGGUGCGGGCCUGAAGGAGGAGGGCGAGGCGGGGGCGGCGGCGCCAGUGGCGCCGAGCCCGCGUGCCGGUGUCAAGCGGGGCGCCGCGGCGGCUGUUAAGCUUGAGGAAGGGGAGGCGGCGUGAGAGGGCGGUGCAAGCAGGUGUGGCGGGUGCCUGCGCAUUGUGACAUUAGUGGGCGGGUUUGCCUCCAAGUUGAGAGUACCAUAUAUUGCCCCCGGUGCACACCUGCUGCUGCCGCCCAGCAGUAGCAGUAUCAGCAGCCGUGGCACAUCCCUGAAGGCUGGCGGUGCGAGGCGUGGGUAUGUACGGGCAGCUGUCAUCAGUCAUCACCGACAGUGGCAGCCACCCCCCGGGCACGGGUUGGUCCUGGGCUUGUAUUGCCGCAGAGCGUUAACGUGUGAGUGCUGUUGUCUGCGGGUACUCCAAUCCUUCUCUUGGACGAUUGGUAGGCUGUGCUGACUGUGCGUCGGGCCUGGGUCAGAGUUAGAACCACAGCUGUAAGGCGGUGGCGCACGCGGGUACAUUGGAUGUGCUGGGGCGUGCCGUCUCACGUCGUGUCCAUGGGCCCAACGCAGCUGUCGGUAUAACAUUUCGA